Ostrea edulis (European flat oyster) is the source of this 1442-nucleotide messenger RNA. RefSeq names its product C-type lectin mannose-binding isoform-like. The transcript is spliced from 5 exons. The coding region runs from base 66 to 770 and encodes 234 amino acids. The record is from RefSeq and is a predicted model, not a curated record. NCBI's taxonomy places the organism in Eukaryota, Metazoa, Mollusca, Bivalvia, Ostreida, Ostreidae.
CAUAGAUAAGCUUCACAUUCAGUGAUCCAUAAAUAAACCAUACGGUAUUAUUUUGGAGUCUUAAAAUGGAUGACACUGUUAAAUACGGUGUUAUAGGAGUAUUUCUAGCGUUUACGUUGGGAGCUGCUUACAUUUUCGAGAGGAGAUUGAAUGGUGUUUACAAGGAAGGACACACACGUGACAAGGAGUUGUCGUUCUUUAAACAAAGAAAUGCAGACUUAGAAGUGAAAGUAGAAACUCUGGAAGCUGAACAAUCUUUUUUAAAGACAUCAAUGGAGGAAUUAAUUGAAGAGAUAAAACUAAUGAAGCUCAUUCCGCCAGUGAAUGAAGAAGUCUCACAGAAAAUCCAAAACCUCGAUACACAGAUAAAACGACUUACAAGUUGUCCUCAGGCCUGGAACAAGCAUGGCAAAUCAUGUUAUAUGUUAAACAAACGGAAAUUAACAUGGACAGAUGCUGAUCAAUUCUGCAGAAUCCUGUCUGCAAGACUAGCUGAAAUUGGCACGAAGAGUGAAAACGACUUUAUUUACAAUAUUAUCAAAUACGACACAGAUCGAGCUUGGUUAGGCGGUGUAGAUACGGAAAAAGAAGGCACAUGGACGUGGAGUUUCUCGCAGAUACCACUGACAUUUCAAAACUGGGACCAGGGUGAACCCAAUAAUGACAAUAGAAACGAAUACUGUUUGGAAAUAUUGGGAACAAAAUAUGGACGCUGGAAUGACUAUCCAUGCUCAAAUCUAAUGGCAUCUGUCUGCGAAAAAGAUUUGUAGUGUUGUACAGGGGUACAUGAUCAUGUCGUGUUUGUGUAUGAUAGAGAAUGUGGUAAAUACUCUAUCACCUGCUAUAUUAUCAAAUUGUUUUCCUUAAAAUACUGAAAGGAAAAAUCCCUGUAUCAGCAAAUUAAAAUCAUUUUGUUCUAUAUCAACCAGGAAAUAUAAAUCCAGGUCUGCUUUAAACAUAGAUUAAAUCUUUAAAUUAAUAUGAUAAAAGUACAUUACCUGAAAAUCGAGAAAUUUUGGAUUAUGAGAGAAUGGAGGAUAUUUGCAAUAGCUACAGUAUUCAAUGACCCAAACAAGAAAAUAUGCUUUAAAAUUUUUGCAGGAAUUGCUAAUUAUAUGCCAUGGUUUCAACAGUCUGCUUUUCACAAAUUCUCUAGUCGUUAUAACGAUCUAGUUUGCCGAUGCAAUUUUUCAUUGGGUCAAAUCCUGUCUGAUAUGUUUUGUAAAGAAAUCUAUUGAAUGAUAUACAAAGUGUUUUAGAUAAAGAUUUUACUGUAUGUUUCAGCAUUUCUUUGGCUAAUAGAAGCAGUACUCGUUGCUUUAUUUAUUGAAACAUUACAGAGAACGUCUAAGAUAUCUUGUUCAUUAAUAAUAAUAUGACCAAUAGUAUCAUUGCACAAGUACUUAUCAGGUAAUUUCACACCUGUAACAUUCAUAUUUGAA